Molecule: messenger RNA, 453 nt
Organism: Cottoperca gobio
Lineage: Eukaryota; Metazoa; Chordata; Actinopteri; Perciformes; Bovichtidae
Product: fucolectin-4-like
Exons: 4
Source: RefSeq, a predicted model, not a curated record
AUGAAUGAGAGUCAGUACAUGUGGACCCUCAAUGCAAAGAAGAGUCUGAUCCCUGGUGGAGGGAGACGCCACCCAGUCAUCGCUACCGCCUCCGAGGCCAUCGGUGGGAGACGAAACUCAUACUACAGGCGUGGGUUCUGUAGCUACACUGUUGAGAACCAGACCAACCCAUGGUGGAGGGUGGAGCUGUGACGCACAUAUAUAGUCAUAUCUGUCAAGGUCACCAAUAAAGGAGACUGCUGUGCUGAGAGACUGGAUGGAGCUGAGAUCCCAAUUGGGAACUCACUGGAGAACAACGGAAACAACAACCCCAGGUGUGCUUCCAUCUCCCACAUUAGAGCGGAUGAAACCAACACAUACAGCUGUGAGGGAGGCAGCAUGGAGGGUCGAUUUGUGAACGUGAUUAUCCCUGGGAACAUGAAGACUCUCACACUGUGCGAAGUGGAGGUGUAA